Molecule: messenger RNA, 1467 nt
Organism: Danio aesculapii
Lineage: Eukaryota; Metazoa; Chordata; Actinopteri; Cypriniformes; Danionidae
Gene: calm2a
Product: calmodulin 2a (phosphorylase kinase, delta)
Exons: 6
Coding region: 77-526 (149 amino acids)
Molecular function (GO): calcium ion binding
Source: RefSeq, a predicted model, not a curated record
GAUGUGAUUGCAUCCUGUUUGUUUGCCAGCUGCGGACUGUUGUUCUGUGUGGAGAUACAUCUGCAAAAACAGCGCGAUGGCUGACCAGUUGACAGAAGAGCAGAUCGCCGAAUUCAAAGAGGCUUUCUCACUCUUUGACAAAGACGGUGAUGGCACAAUCACUACUAAAGAGUUAGGUACUGUCAUGCGCUCACUUGGACAGAAUCCCACAGAGGCUGAACUGCAAGACAUGAUCAAUGAAGUGGAUGCUGAUGGAAAUGGCACGAUAGACUUCCCAGAGUUCCUGACCAUGAUGGCGAGGAAGAUGAAAGACACAGACAGCGAGGAAGAGAUCAGAGAAGCAUUCCGUGUCUUUGAUAAGGAUGGGAAUGGAUACAUCAGCGCAGCGGAAUUGCGUCACGUCAUGACAAACCUUGGAGAGAAGUUGACUGACGAAGAAGUUGAUGAGAUGAUUCGAGAAGCAGACAUUGAUGGAGAUGGACAGGUUAACUACGAAGAAUUUGUACAGAUGAUGACAGCGAAAUGAAGGCCUUGUACAGAUCCGCCCUCUUUUUUAUAAAUAAUUUGCCUUUUUCUGUUUAAUUUAUCUGUAAAACGUCAAAUCCCCUCCCCUGUUCUUCCUACCGGCUGUCCAAAGGAACUGCAUGUAAACUGCAUAGGAUCUUCAGUCCUCCAUGUCCCUCUUUUUUAUUUGCUGUCAUCGUGUUUUUGGAGUGGUGGUGCGGUUACACGAUCAGGUGCUUGUUGCCGCGAAGAGGGGGUUGUGAUGUGCCAAACUUUGCACGUCACGUCUGUCUGCCCCCCUCAUGCGUAGCAAGAGUGGAGACCUGCCUGCUGGUUGUCUUUGAACAGCGACGUUGGCAUGGCAACAAUGUAGAGAAGUAACUCUGCAUGGACUAUGGACAAAGUAUAUAAUAUAUGAAAUUUCUCAGCAUUGCACUUCUGCAAAAAAAGAAAAUGACACGGGUGUAUCUACAAGAUACUCGUACAUAAACUCUUUUUGUAUCUGCUGUUCUAUACCAAGAACUUGUUUGAACCUAACAAUGCUUUUUAAUGUUUUACUCACUUCACAUUAGUUCUUUCUUUUUCUUUUUUUUUUUUUUUAAAGCCGCUUAAUGGCAUUAAGUCAUGCCUCGGGUAGUGCAUUCCAAGUUGUAUAUUUGUUUUCCAAUAAAAUUUACAAUUUACCCAUACUGAAAAGUUUCUUUGUUUGCAAAGCAAUCUCUGAUUAAAAAUUCUGUUAAUUAUGCAUCCUAGAGCUGAUCAGUGGUUUUAACUAACUUAAUUUCGUAAUCAAACAUGUUUACAAUAUUCAUUGUAAUGGUGGAAACUAUACAUUUGUAAGUCACUAAAUGAUGAGUCUCUGAGUCACCUGAAAGAUUGCUAUGUGUAUUCACAGGAUAGCACUGGGAUGAGACCUCUGUCAAAAAAACUAAACAAAAGCUUAUUAAAGUUCUCUUGAAUGAC